AUGUCGCUUGAACUCAAUGGUAAUACCAUUGUCUCGAUGGCUGACUACAAGCUGUUUUGGAACAAUAUCCGUGCUCAGACCGGGUACAACCCUCAGUAUGUUGAGAAGCAUGACGGGUAUUCGAAUAACACAGCAAUCUCUACUACCUUCACCGCCGGUACUAUUUCUGCUACGGCAUCGGUAGCAAAUGAUGGUUUUACUAAGCGUCUUCUCUAUAACCCUUCAAAUGUCGGAGCUGACUCAUCUACGUCGUGGCCGUCUACUGGUGCUGCAUCUGCCACGACUACCAUUGCUAAUCAACUCGGUCGAGGUGCGUUCGUAGCUGGCGCUGAUUAA
Molecule: messenger RNA, 336 nt
Organism: Phytophthora infestans T30-4
Lineage: Eukaryota; Oomycota; Peronosporomycetes; Peronosporales; Peronosporaceae
Exons: 3
Coding region: 1-336 (111 amino acids)
Source: RefSeq, a predicted model, not a curated record